AUGAACCGGAAUAUAGAGGCCCAUGAUGCGCCGAUGUCCACAAGAAGGAAAAGCAGCAUUAUUGCAACGACAGAAAAGCAGCUGCUGUCAGUAGAUCCAAGCCUCACAUCCACAGAUGUGUUUCCGUCUGUCUCCAAGGACGUGAAGUAUAGUCCAGAGACAACGAUCACUGAGAAAGAGACCAGUCCAAUCGCGGAGAAGGACGAAGAAAAAGACGAAGCUCCGAACAAUGAUACACCAGCGGCACUUGUACCAAAGUAUCUAUCAGGUGCCCAGCUCUGUGUCGUCAUCACAUGUGUUAUUAUUGUUGCCUGGUUGAUGUUUCUUGACAGCUCUAUCAUUGUGACCGCUAUUCCUGCAAUCAGUGAUGAGUUUCAUUCCCUUCAAGAUAUCGGUUGGUACGGCAGUGCAUAUCACGUUUCCAAUGCCGCGUUCCAGCCGCUCACGGGCAAAAUCUACCGCUACUUCAGCUCAAAGUGGUCCUUUUUCGUCUUCCUGGUCGUAUUCGAAAUUGGAUCUCUGAUCUGCGGGGCCGCGCCCUCGUCCCUGAUAUUGAUCGCGGGCAGAGUAAUCGCGGGGAUCGGUAGUGCUGGCAUUAUGAGUGGUAGCUUGACAAUCAUCGCCGGGUCAGUGCCUUUAGAAAAAAGACCUGCCCUGAUGGGUCUGGUCAUCGGACUUGCAAACUCUGGGAGCGUUUGCGGUCCUGUUCUUGGCGGAGUCCUGACCGACUAUGCCAAUUGGCGUUGGACGUUCUACAUCAAUCUCCCGAUAGGAGGCGUCGUCCUUCUGUUUCUGGCAUGGUGCCAAAUUCCCGAUCAGGUGCCGAAACCGAAGCCAAUGGCAGUCAUCUCGAAAGUGCACACAUAUCUCGAUUUGCCUGGCUUCUUGCUGUGCGCUGGUGCCGCGGUCCUAUUUCUCACGGCGCUCGAGCUUGGCGGGAACAAAUAUGCUUUCCACAGCCUCACGGUAAUAGGACUGUUCUGCGGCUCUGCUGUGGCUCUCGCAGCCUUUCUGGUGUGGAAUUACCGAAAAGGAGAUGACGGGCUGAUCCCAUCAUCAAUGGCCGGCAAGAGGCCCGUCUGGUCCGCUGCCGCCACCACCUUCACGCUUGUUGGAUCGGCAAUGAUUCAGAUCUACCUGCUUCCGCUCUACUUUCAAGCUGUCCAAGGUGCCACGCCGGUUCAGAGCGGGAUCAAUGUCCUGCCAAGCAUCUUGUCACAACUAGCUUUUGCUUACGGCGGUGGCGUGCUAGUCGGUAAGUUUGGGUAUUAUUUGCCGUGGGCUAUUGCCGGCACAGCGGCGACCAUCAUUGCUAGCGGCCUCUUCACUUCACUCACACCGACAACUUCUGUUGCUCAAUGGGUUGGUUAUCAAAUCAUCACUGGCGGUGGACGGGGCAUUGUUCUACAACUGCCGAGCAUUGCUAUUCAAGCGAACUUGCCUCCGGAACAGAUCUCAAUGGGUAUGUCACUCGUAAUGUUCUCGCAAUUUAUGGGAUCUGCCGUUGCUCUGGCUGUAGGCAACGUGAUAUUUGUCGGGGCAUUGCGGCAAGACCUUUCUAAAUUUGCACCGAAUGUCGAUCCGUUAACGGUGCUCGCGGCCGGAGCUACCGGGUUCCGCAAAGUCGUCGCCCAAAAAGAACUGCCCGGAGUGCUCAUGGCAUACGUAUCGAGCGUCAACAAGGAAUUCUACCUGUCCCUCGGGCUGGCUAUAGCAUCAUUCUGCUUUGCGUGGGGCAUGGGAUGGAGAGACAUUCGACCAACAGAGAAAUAUCCUCCGCGGCGGAUGGGACGGCCGGCCAAGAAGCGCUUGCACCAGGAAAGCGCCCAGUUGACCCCGUCAACCACAUUCCGACGAUCAUCGACAAUGUCCAGUAGCACCACGAUCCAAACAAUGACAAGCCCAUCCGAAGUGGUUCCAUCCAACGUCAACGACGCGAGCGACUUUCAAUACGGAUUAGGGGUCGUACCGAGCCAUCCGGAGGAAGACGGAGCUUGGACUGGCAACUUUCAAGAUCCUUUGCUUGAACUUUUGCAGAGCAACGGCACGAAGCUGAUGUCUACGGAAUGGAUGGACACAGAUACGUUGGGAUUCUUGGCCCAUCAAGACGAAAGUCUUCUGGCGCAACCCCACGACAUGCCUCUCACGCCUCCAACAACGAUAGGCUCUUUACCCAAUACCACAGAGGACAGCUGGAUACCAAGUUGUGAUCACCCAUCCGAAUUUGGCCACGCCGAGUCCUUCGCCGGUGAUACUCUUCCGCCGUCGCCAGAAACAACUAUAAGGUCAUCCGAGUCGGCAGCUCAGCGACUCAUCGAUCUUCAGUCUCUCCUAUUCUCGAGGCACCUAAUGGGGGCACAGGAUGUAGACGGGCUUUCGGCACUCAUCAACAAAACCGUGCACUCGACGGAAACUCUCAUUGAGAUUCUGGAGAGCUUACCGCAGCUGAGGCCGAGCGUGGAAGGACGACGAUCUACCUCACCGCCAUCCUACUGUGCAGCAGCAACCGAUACUUCCGGCUUCGCCACCGAUUCAUUAUUAGCACAGCACCCGGAAGAGACACAGCAGCACCCACCAAACCUCACACUCAUUAUCUCUCUUUUUAUGACAAAUUAUCUUCUUCUUUUGGAUUCAUACGAAGAACUUCUCGGCGCCCUUAGGAGUUGUCUACAGUGUUCACGACAGAGCCAGGGGCCGAGUCCUGGCAGCGAGUUUAGCCUUGUACAGCCAUUCCUGGGCAGCAAUACCCCCGGCGGGAAUUUCAGCAAGUUCAACGUUUUCAGCUCGUUUGACUUGGAUGUCAACUCGGUUGUGUUCUUGUUGUCACGAAUGAUGAAGAGACUGCAGAAAUCUACGGAAAGCCGCUUCGCUGCGGUUUCCAUGACACCACCUGCUGUUGGCCAAUCCCAAAGGCAGGGGCUCCCGGUCUCAGCUACGUCCCACAACUUUGACUUCCAAGACGGGAUAGGCCAGGAUAGGGACGGGUGUUCGGAUACGUCAGGGUCUUAUUCUCCGAUGGCUUUGAUGGGGCAUUACGCGCUGCGGGAAGUGAGCCAGAAGCACCAGAGCGUGAUGGAGUCGCUCCGAGUCGUCGGGUGGCUUGCGGAUGAAUUAUGA
Colletotrichum orchidophilum is the source of this 3117-nucleotide messenger RNA. Its product is annotated as efflux pump. Bases 1 to 3117 code for a protein of 1038 amino acids. Gene Ontology annotation, biological process: transmembrane transport. Gene Ontology annotation, molecular function: transmembrane transporter activity. Lineage: Eukaryota; Fungi; Ascomycota; Sordariomycetes; Glomerellales; Glomerellaceae. The transcript has 10 exons. The record is from RefSeq and is a predicted model, not a curated record.